Condylura cristata (star-nosed mole) is the source of this 4861-nucleotide messenger RNA. Its product is annotated as KIAA0408 ortholog. The transcript is spliced from 5 exons. NCBI's taxonomy places the organism in Eukaryota, Metazoa, Chordata, Mammalia, Eulipotyphla, Talpidae. Bases 26 to 2104 code for a protein of 692 amino acids. The record is from RefSeq and is a predicted model, not a curated record.
CUUCUCUAACACUCCCACGGUCGCCAUGGACCUGCAUAAGCAAUGGGAGAACACAGAGACCAGCUGGCACAAGGAAAAAAUGGAUUUACUGGACCAGUUUGACAAUGAAAGGAAGGAAUGGGAAAGUCAGUGGAAGAUUAUGCAGAAGAAGAUAGAGGAGCUUUGCCAUGAAGUAAAACUUCGGAGGAAACUCAACAUGAAUGAACGUGCUAAGAUCACCAAUCUUGAUCAUGAGAAGGCCACUCAAGAUAAAAUGGUGGCAUGUUCUCCAAAUUACCCCACUUCAGGAAAAUGUGAAUUUAUAGGGAUGAAUCACAGGGAUGGUCUGGAAAAAGACAAUAAAAUGGAUAAGAGCUUACUUGAGGAAGGAAAUCAAAUGUGUAAGGAACAAAAAGCAUCAAAAAAAUCCAAAGUAGGGUUUAUGGAUCCUUUGGUCACAAACAGCCCAAAGGAAUGUGAGGCCUGGCUUGACCUGAGGACAUCUGAGGAAGAGAGCAAGGACCGUUCUGGUGCUCUUAGCACUGCUCUUGAAGAACUUGCCAAAGUUAGUGAAGAAUUAUGUAGCUUUCAAGAAGAAAUUAGAAAGCGGUCUAACCACAGAAGGAUGAAGUCAGAGUCUUUCCUCCAGGAAAUGCCAAGUGUAAUUAAUCUGCCUCAUGGAGACCACAUGACCGACCAUGGCCAGUGCGUUCUUUCAGUCACCUUAGAAAAAGAAAAACAGAAAAAUAGAAAGAAUCUGUGUGGUACUCAUAUGCUCCAAAACAAUUCUGUGCAAAUAUGUGGAAUUGAUGCAAUCAAUAUGCGACAAAAUGAAAGUCCACCACUUCCUCCUCCAAGAAGCACAUCUCGAAAUUUUCCCGGCUUAUAUGCUGAACAAGCCCAUGAAAUUUUGAAGAGAAGUUUAGACCACAACAUAUGGGUGGCACCAGAAUGUCAAAGUGAAAGGAACUGUAAUCUUCAUUUUCCUCAGAGUCACAGUGAAAUGCCUAUGUGUUGUUUAAAUGAAGGGAAACCUUCAAAAGAUAGCAUCCUGUGUUCUUCUUUGGCACCAGAAGCUAAAUUAGCUGACAAACCUCCGUGUAAUGAAAAUGCUGGACAUAGCAUAUGGUCAAGUGACAUUGGAGUAGGUGCAAAAUAUAGCCCUCCUGCAGUAUGGUUUCAGAAAACCUGCUCUCCUCCUCAUAAACUCAAGUAUGAAAAGGUAGCCCCAGAUCAUCCUGCUAAAUCUCAUCCUGAACUUCAUAAGAGCAGUGACUGCUGCUCCCCCCGGAUGCAGAGCAGUGGCCCACUUAGAAGUUUCAGCUGUGGCUUUGAACGCACUACAAGGAAUGAAAAGCUGGCAGCAAAGACUGAUGAAUUUAACAGAACCGUAUUUAGGACAAAUAGGAAUUGUGCAACAGAGCAAAGUCAAAGCUGCUCAAAAUCAUCUGAAGCUCCUAAGCCCGCUGAUACUUUAAUCACAUGCACAGGUAACACAUCAGAAAAUGACAGUGUAUCUGAUCUUCUGAAAACAAGUGCCCACAUAUCUGUGCCCAGGGAAAACAUGCCUGGUAAUCCCACCAAAAUAUCCAGCAUGGGCUUAGUCAGGCAAAUGCAGGAACGCUUGAGUCCUAGCAGUUAUCGUAACAUGCUCCAUGAGCAUGACUGGAGACCAAGUAAUUUGUCCGGCCGACCAAGAUCAGCUGACCCCAGGUCAAAUUAUGGUGUCGUGGAAAAGCUGCUGAAAACCUAUGAGACAUCAACAGGGUCUGCAUUGCCAAAUUCUCAGUGUUCCCAGAAUAAUUGGACCAAAGGUAAUUCUGAUGUCGGUGGUGGGACCACAUUGAGUCAGCAUUUAGAAGUGCUCCAAGUAGAACAAGAGCUUCCGCGAAAGACAGCUCUGAGUGGGGCACAAGUGAAGCAAGGAUUAGAUUGGAGAAAGUUAACAAAGGAAUCCAUGGCAGUGAAGUCCUCCCAAGGAAAAGGGUUUUCCCGACCUGCUAGGCCAGCAAAUCGCCGUCUCCCUUCCAGAUGGGCCUCACGGUCUCCAUCGGCACCCCCUGCCUUGCGGAGAACUGCCCACAGUUACACUAUUUCUCUGCCAUCUGAAGCAUCAAUGGUCUGAGUCUCUGGCCUGGAUUGCUAGAUUACAAAAAGUCCCAAUUUCCAAACAGAGCAUCCGGAGUGUUUACAACCAAUCCUGUCGCUUCUGUAUCAUUCAAGAUCAAUGGGACAAGCAAUUGAAAUCUUAUUCCCAUCAGUCUUCAGUGUUUUUAUUCUAUGGAAAAAUUACCUUUCUGUAUUUUGAUUUCUUAAAUCGAAUUUUUUAGUCCCAUCCUCAUUACUUUGCCAAUGUGAUUUUAAGUUGAUACAGUGUACUAUAGUGUAUAUUCUAGCUUUCUUGCAAGUGGCAAAAAGCAAGAUUAUGUGCAUGGCCAUGUGUUUGUAGGUGCAUGAGUUGAAAUAGGUCGUAUGUUAGUAUGUAUUUAGAUAAGAAAAACAUAUGUGCUAGUGUUGACUUUGAAAUUAUAACAUGUAUACCUAUCUAUUCUUUGUGUUUAUUUAAAAUUUUGAAAAUAUACAGUAAUACUGUUUAUAUUUUGUAUACCUUUUAAUGGGUAUCUACAUAAGGCAUUUGAGAUACAUGUACUAACUAACCACUUCUUUGACCCCAAGUAAUUGAAACAACAAGAAUUAUACACAUCUCUAAUAUUGAUUUCUAUAUACAGCUCAUAGUUUCUUAAUCCGAUACCAUUGACUUCCUUUUAGCUCUUUUAAGUAAAUUGUCACAAGUUUUACAGAUCGGACAUCUAAAGGAAUGAUAAAAUGUUCACAAAACCUUUUAUAUACCAUUUGGUAGUCAAUUAUGGCUUUAACUCUAUACUUGAUUCUCAGAGCCAGUAUUUUGAGACUGCCUUAUAAACUAUGUAAUUAAAUUAAUGCAUUUAAUUUGUCAAUUUAAGUAACAAGCAUUCCUGAAAGGGAUGUGAAAAGAAAUUUAAUAAUGCUGAGUUCCACAUUUUUGUUAAAGUUGUAGUAUGAUUUUAGUUCAUCUAUUUUGUUUGGAGUCACACACAUCUAGAGGUAAGUCUUUCACUUUUUGCUUCAAAUCUUUUCCUUAAAAUUGGUAGUUAAAAGACUGGUUCACUUUCUUAUUUAAUAAAGAAGAUCAGGAAUGACAUUUCAUUGAAAACUAAAUUAUAUUGUGCUUCCUAAAGUGUGUGACACUAAAAAGCCUUAAACUAAGCUGUGGCAUCCUUGAGUAGCUUAAGGGACAGAAACUUGUAUUUUGGCCACAAUUUGCAUAUAGUAAACGUAAAAUCUACAUUAAUAACUGACAAAAAUGUUAAUGAGGUGCUUGAAAUUCUACUAGGAAGAUCUUAGAAGUGACUUUGCUUUCCACUAUCUCUAUAUAAAUCAAUUUUGUUAUUAGAUAUUACAUAAAAGUAAACUUUUAAUGACCGAAAAAGAUUAGGAAAUUCUUAUUAAAAGGUUUUCAGAGACUUCUAAUAUCAUCUAACAAUUUAGAAAACAUCAUUAUGCACCAUGACUUGAAAUAACGUAAACAAUUUUCAAAUCCCAGAUUGCCUUCAAAGGCUCACGACUGUUGCAUGGUGAGGGAUAGAUUCCAAUAAGCAAAGUUUUCAGGAGUUGAGCUAAAUUUAACUAAUAUAAUAUGAGGUUGGAGCAGAUGGUAAGUAAGGUCUAGAGAUCAACUCUUAAUUAUCUAUCCUUCAGGAAUUUCAUUUUCCUUUGGAAGCCUGGCAGAGAAAAGUAAGCUUGACUUCAGGUGGUGUCACUCAUAUAAUAAGCUUUCCAUCUAAAUGGGAGAAAAUACUUGGGAGACACAUAAAACGUGAGGCCUGUUAGGAGGUUGCUGCUGUGAGCAGAGCCCGAGAACUGUGCACAUACGUACUCAUUCCUCUACAUCCUCUGCUCCAAGCAGUGUGAUGUGUAUCUGCAGUUCUUGCAUUUAACUACAAGACAUAAUCUUGAGGAUCUCUUUUAAAAAUGUAAUUCCUACCCAUCCCCCAUAGUUACUAAAUGUCACUUGGCUGCGAUGGGAACAAGGACUCUGAAGUCUUUAAUAAAAGAAACAAAACAUUUGACAAUUAGAGAAAUUUGGAGGCAGUGGCAUUGGCUGAUAGCUCAUGGAUGGGCACUGUUGGGUGUUACAUUACUGCCCUUGGACCCACCUUUGUUAUCUGUAAAUUGAAAGGGUUAUAUUAGCAGACUUCAAAAUCCUUAGUCAGUUUUUUGAUUACCACUUUCAUGAAACAGUGAGACACAUCCUAAUUUAUUAUAUUGACUAAAAUCAUAUAAUAUUAGGACUGAAAAGAGACAGCAUAUGAUGAAGAAACGAAACAGAUUAUUUGGAUGUUCUGUUUUCUCUUUCAAAAUAUUUUAUAUUUUUAAUGGAAAAUCCUACCAGGUAAAUGAAAAUUGUCCUUGAAAAAUAUUUUUGACGUAUUGUGAUUUUUAAACAAUUGCUUUUCUACUUUGGAUGAACAUUUUCUUCUCAAUAAUGUGUGCAUCAUUAUGCCAUCAUUGCUGAAUUUGAAGGAUUUGUGGACAUUGUAGAAAUAAUAAGAGACUUUUGUGUUAAUGGACAUAUUCUUUAUCAGAGAAAAAAAAUCUUGUAAUAUUUCAUCUAAGGAUUACUGACUUGGGUUGCCCUCAGAUAGGUGGAAGGACUCAGUAGAGAAGAGUAGUUUCUCUGUUUCUUUACUAUGUCACUUACGAUAUAGUGAGUCCUCACAUAGCACUUAGGAUAGGUUCUUGGAAACUGGUUAAGUGAAAUUACAUACAACAAAACCAGGCCCUUGAAUAAUAGUUUUGUUCAACAGGAUUCUUUUCUGAUCAACAUUAAAACUUAACAAUG